Messenger RNA from Vigna unguiculata (cowpea), 2320 nucleotides. RefSeq names its product L-type lectin-domain containing receptor kinase IX.1 pseudogene. The record is from RefSeq and is a predicted model, not a curated record. NCBI's taxonomy places the organism in Eukaryota, Viridiplantae, Streptophyta, Magnoliopsida, Fabales, Fabaceae.
CAAAACGUUUGGUUAUGAGUCCACAAAUCAUCCUAUCGUAUGUAACCAAAUAUAUAAGACAAGACAAUGCGGAAAUAGCUUUCUAAGACAUAGACUCUGUCGUGAAAACCCAUGUUGGCUACCAUGGCACGUUUCCACAACAUCAAAACUUUUCUUCUUUGCUACAUCUUUCUCGUUCUUCCAUUAACCAUAGCUCAACCACUUUCCUUCAACAUCACUAACUUCAACGAUACUCAAAGUGCAAGCCUUGUUGGAUACGCUGGUGUAGCCAAAACUGAGAACAGAAGCAUAGUGCUAAAUUCUCUCGUCGACAAUGGAAUUGGAAGAGCCAUCUAUGGCCUCCCUCUACGCUUCAAAAACUCUUCUAACGGACACGUCACUGAUUUUUCUACCCGUUUUUCAUUCACCAUCGAUGUGUCCUCGAGAACCGACUAUGGCGACGGUUUUGCCUUCUACGUCGCACCCCUUGCCUACCCGAUUCCGUCGGAUUCAGGUGGUGGCGGUCUCGGCCUUUACGGUGCCAACCAAGAUAACAUCAUUGCUGUUGAAUUUGACACUUUUCCAAAUGCUAAUGUUGAUCCACCAAUGAAGCAUGUGGGUAUAAACAAUAACUCCUUGGUGUCUCUCAACUCUUCCUUGUUUGAUAUUGACAGCAACAUAGGGAACAUGGGGCAUGUGUUGAUAACUUACAGUGCUUCUGCCAAACUCCUUGCUGUUUCAUGGUUCUUUGAGGAAACCAGUUCUGGUUUUAUGCCCAACACUUCUCUUUCGUACCAGAUUGACCUAGGGGAAAUUCUCCCGGAGUGGGUCACUGUUGGGUUUUCGGGUGCAACCGGGUUGUCUAAUGAGGAGAAUGUUAUUCAUUCCUGGGAACUCACGUCAACUCUGAAUUCCACACAGUUAAACAGUAAAGAAAAAGAAGGCAAUAAUGGCAUCACAGUUAAAUACAAGUUUUCAGUCCAAGUAGUGGUUGUUGCAGUGAGUUGUUCUGUUUUGUUCAUGCUAGUGGUUGCUGCUGUUUCUUGGUUUAUCAUCAUCCAGAAGAGAAGAAACGAACAUGAUUUUGGUUUCAAUGGAGAAGCUAUGCCUAGAAGGUUUGGUUAUGAGGAAAUAGUUGCAGCCACGAACGGGUUUGCAGAUGAUAGAAGGCUGGGAGAAGGAGGCACUGGACAAGUUUACAAAGGGUUUCUGAGUGAUUUAGGGCGCGUGGUUGCAGUGAAAAGGAUAUUUUCUGAUGUAGAAGAUUCUGAGGGAAUAUUCACAAACGAGGUGAAGAUUAUAAGUCGUCUUGUGCAUAAAAACCUCGUGCAAUUGAUGGGGUGGUGCCAUGAGCAAGGAGAGUUGUUACUGGUUUUUGAGUACAUGAGUAAUGGAAGCCUUGACACUCAUAUAUUUGGCAACAGGAGAACCUUGACAUGGGGUGUGAGAUACAAUAUAGCGUUAGGUGUGGCUAGGGCACUGCGUUAUCUUCAUGAAGAGGUGGAGCAGUGUGUUCUUCACAGAGACAUAAAGUCAAGUAAUGUUUUGUUAGACACAGAUUUCAACACUAAGGUUAGUGACUUUGGGAUAGCAAAGUUGGUGGAUCCAAGAUUGAGGACUCAGAAGACAAGGGUGGUGGGGACAUAUGGGUACCUUGCACCUGAAUAUGUGAAGGAAGGAAGGGCCAGCAAGGAGUCUGACAUGUAUGGUUUUGGGGUUGUGGCUUUAGAGAUAGGUUGUGGGAGGAGGACUUACCAGGAUGGAGAGUAUAACCAUGUACCAUUGACAAAUUGGGUGUGGAAAAAGUAUGUGGAUGGAAAUAUUUUGGAUGCUGCAGAUGAGGGAUUGAAGGGAGAUUAUGAUGUGGAAGAAAUGAGAUGUUUGCUCACUCUGGGAAUAUGGUGUACUCACCCAGAUCACAGGCAAAGGCCAAAGGCAGAACAGGUUAUUAAUACUCUAAAGCAAGAAACGCCAUUGCCAAUGCUUUCACUAUGACUUCACACACCAGUGGCACUCAUCAACAGCAUGCAAUGUAUAUGAGAAGAUAGUAUGUAGCAAGUUGUGGUCUAGUUCUGUGUCUGUGAUUUGUAUUUCAUGCAUGUAUAUGUUUUUAAUAAUAGAGACUAUAGAGAAAUAAAUAUUUCUAGAAGACUUCUAAAUUAUACGAUCUAAGCCAUUUUUCUCUUAAAAAAAUAACUGUCGUAUUAUGCAUUUCGCGAGUCCAAUGACUUUCAAAUCGAAAGUAAUUCUUCAGUGAAAAAAUGGAAGUGAGACAGGAUAAAUUAUUUAAAAAUAGUGAAACACCACCCUACCAUUUCUACUCAUCUUUCUUUUUCUCUUU